UUCAUGUACCUCUCUCAAUAGAGAUUUUCAACUGAACUUUUCCCUUUUUUUCUGUUCUUCAGUCUUAAGUUGGCAGCAUGAGGCAUCGAACAGUGGGGAUGUAUGUAGAGAUUGGUUGUUUUGUGUCCUGUUUGUGUGGCUGGAUUUUGAUUUGUUCCACUCUGGCCACUGAGUUUUGGAUUGUGUCAGGAAGCAACACCGCCGUUCUUGAAUCCGGUGAAUACUAUUCAAACAUCUGGAAGGACUGUGUCACAGACAAUACAGGAGUAUCUGAUUGUAAAUACUACCCCUCUAUGAUGGACCUGUCUGUCUUCCUCCAUGUGAGCAGGGCUCUGGCUGUCAUCGCUGUGAUUUUUGGCUUCUGGGGGGCUGUGCUUUCCCUCAUUGGGAUGAAGUGUACCAAAAUCGGAGGCUCUGAGCUUGCUAACGCCAGAGUGACAUUCGCGGCAGCACUGACGUACAUGGCAUCUGGGUUCUGUGGUAUUAUAGUGUACUCCAUAUGGGGAGAUAAAGUGCGCACAGACUUUUUGGAUCCAUAUUAUUUAGAAUACAAGUUUGAGCUCGGCGCAGCUCUGUUCAUUGGUUGGGGAGGUUCAUGUCUGGUUAUAAGUGGGAGUGCAGUCAUGUGCUAUUUCUCUGGACGAGAGUCAUUCCGCCAAAGGCUCACUAAGAAACCCAGAAGACCACCAACCUACAUGACAGCACGUACCAGACAGACAUACAUGCUGCCGGGCUCGUCCAGACCUACAACAGUCAUCAUGCCUCCUUUAUAUCAAACAAACAGAGAGAGUAGGGGAAGUAGAUACAGUUAUGGUUGGACAGGAAUACAAGGAAGUCAAUCUUCAAGAACUGUCAGACCCUCUCAGCCCCCCAUUGACUCAGCUGUGUAACAAAGUUAAAAGAAACAAAUAAUUUUAAAAAACAUGAAUAAAAAUGGGGGGAGACACAAAUUAAAAAAGGCAAUCAAUUCAAAAUGCAACAUGCCUUUUCCUUGUACCUUACUACUAAGUGUACAUGAAUCUUAUAUCUACAUCUUUUCUUAUAAAGUCUUUUUCUUAUAAAAACUAACACUGUCAGUAUCAGACUUAUCUAGACAAGGAAUGAAAAGCUGUUUUUGUAUGCUUGUAUAGUUUAUGUUUUUGAUUUGCUGUUGUAUUGACCUUGAAGUCAUUGUGUGGCCAUCUGAACCACUUUUUGUUAUGGUGAUUAUUAUUUACUUAUUUAAUUAUUUUUGAACAGAAUUUACACUCAUAUUUCUAUAAAAAUGCACAGUGAUGGCUAAGACUUUAUAAAUAUUACAGCUUCACUUUCUAUUAAACCAUGAUUUUCUGUAAAGCUGCUUUAAUGUGUGUUGUGAAAAGCGCUAUACAAAUAAA
Molecule: messenger RNA, 1376 nt
Organism: Myxocyprinus asiaticus (Chinese sucker)
Lineage: Eukaryota; Metazoa; Chordata; Actinopteri; Cypriniformes; Catostomidae
Product: claudin-10-like
Exons: 5
Coding region: 78-890 (270 amino acids)
Biological process (GO): bicellular tight junction assembly; cell adhesion
Cellular component (GO): bicellular tight junction; plasma membrane
Molecular function (GO): structural molecule activity
Source: RefSeq, a predicted model, not a curated record